Messenger RNA from Porites evermanni, 3797 nucleotides. The record is from the annotation of a GenBank genome assembly. Lineage: Eukaryota; Metazoa; Cnidaria; Anthozoa; Scleractinia; Poritidae.
AUGAUGCUCCGGCAUAUGGAACUUCACUCACAUGCAGACAGUGUAGAGGGAGCAGUACUGGAGACUAUCAAAGAAGGACAAGUAAGAAUCUGCCUGAUCCCUAACAGUCCAAAGCUCUCUCCUCCCCAGAGGCUAAAAAAGUAGUAAGCGCGAAAGGAGCGAUGAAAGAGAGAAAAGGCAAAGUUCAUUUUCUUCUCUCCCCUACCCAUCACGCCGCGCUCUGUUUUUUCUGCUCUCCCCAGCCUACCUGUGACACAGUAGGGAGUUUGAGCAACAACGACGGCGACGGCGACGGCGACGGCGACGGCAACGAGAACGUCAAAAAAUCAAUAGGUUUAUCAAGUAAAACAUCAAGUUUGCACUUGCAUCACACUUUUUUGUACAUUUCUUUGCCGUUUAUAGAGGACGUAAACAAGUGACGAAGAAAUUUUCUUACUCUUUCUAAACUCGAGUGCAGUGCCCAAGAAAUCAACUCCAGGGAAGUUUGCCUCCAUUAGACAAUUUUAGCGAAUUGGAAUAAACGCGACAAAGUCUGAAAAAACGUUUUCGCUGCCGUCGCCGUCAUCGAUGCUAAAACUCCCUAGAGAGUCCUCUGCGGCGGAGAGAGAGUUCAAGAAUUGUAAAAAUUCAAGAAAUGCACUAGAUUUCAUGUUGUUUAGUUCUGAGGAAUAUAUAGCGUCAUGUGAAAAUCCUGCUAGUGUAGGGGGUGUGUGCGAGUAACUCGCUCGUUACACGAGGUGGUACCGAGAGUCUACUUCUUUCAUCUUGGUUUUUGCUUCUCUUUGCUUCCUCAUCUUCUUAACUCCUUCUCUUACCAACUCGUAACUCUAUUAAUCUUCUCUUCUUCUCUUACUAUUAAGGCCCGGUUCAGACGCCGAACUUUUCAUGAGCCGAACCUAAUUCGAAUUAAGGCCGACUCAAAUUAUUUAGACCGGCUGAAUUGAUUCAGACGCCGAUCUUAAUAAUUCCAGCCGAAAUAAAUUCAAAACGAGAAAAAGGCUCAUUUCGGUCAAACUACGUACAAAAUACGUUAAUGGUAAUUUAGGCAUUAGGUUCGGUGCAUGAAAAGUUCGGCGUCUAAAUUAUUAAGUCGCUCCAAAGGAGAAAUUCCCUGCCGGGUCAGGCGAAAAGAACGGCUGAGCCGUUCCAUAUUAAAAUAGGCGUUCCUAAUUGAUCCAGAGGCCGAACUUUUCAUGUACUUAAUUCAAUGUAUUAGGUUCGGCUCAUGAAAAGUUCGGCGUCUGAACCGGGCCUAAGUCAAAUAGUAACGAUUUUUAUAGCCAAAGCUGGACAUGUUUGGGCUAGCUGACCGUGGGAAUAAGAACAAGGUAAAGGAGCUCGGUGUGGGUAGUGUUUUGGUACAACUGAAUGUACACGGCUAUGAUCGGCAAGAAGCUACAGACCAAUGAAAAGCUAAAAUGCUUGUUAAAAAACCCAAACAGGAACUUCAACUCGACUUAUGAACUAAGGUCUCAAACACGACCACCUACAGUUUGUAUGAAAAACUAACCUCUGACAAUGGCAAGCGAAGAAUGUUCUCAAAAUGGCAGUAAGUAAAUUCGCCAGCUAAGCAAAAAUUCAAAUACUAGUAAAAUCAUAGAGCAAAACAGGAAAUCACCCAUAACAAAAUCAAGACAAACCUUGACCCACUUAAUGAGACAAGAACGAAACUUAAAAAAUGAGAUAGGUCUGAAAAGUAAAAUACUUCACAACACUAGCUUGUGACUUUUCCGACUCUCGCUUCUUCGUCUGCGUUCGCAGUCUUAAAACUCGUCAAUAAAAUGAAUUAUUUCAAUGGCUAGAUCGCGAGAAGGUUUUUGUCCUCAAACUCAAAAGUUGGAGCUCUGUUGCAUGAGCAUCACUGAAGGAGAUGCUAGUUUUUCGUAAUAUUCAAUAUCCUGUUCUAGUCGGUUUUCUCUCUCCCACCUGCGGACUAACUUAGCCCUGUGGCUCUCUCGUAUUCUGAGAUGGGACGAGAAGGAACGGAGAGGAACUUGUUUCUCUAAUUUAUCGCCUCCUCCCCUGCCCUUUGUCCAAAUUUCUUGCUCCUUACAUUGGUACCCUUCCGGAAAUGGCUUCAUGUAAAGGAAUCCUGAAAUAAUUAGUGACCUGAUUGUCUUAAGUUGUUAUGUAGCUGAAGUUUAACCCCGACAAUUCGCGCUGGUUUGAGCUCUCAGUGGCUACCUCUAGGUCACAAGACCGUAUCGCAAAUGAAGAGUCCCUCUGCUUCGGGGACUGACAUAAACGCCAGUAAAAUGCUCUCUACGAAACUAUUCGUUGUGCUUUCUUUCUUUUAAUCUCACUGUAAAAUAAUCCUGUUUUGUGCUCUCUCGCCGUCUGAUAUCAUUACCCUCCAUCUUGCAGUGUUUAUGUUUAAGUUCCAUAACCAACUUUUACCUUCAGUUUUUGAUACCUUUUUUAAUCCUGUUAGGAACAUACAUAGAUAUAACACUAGGUUGUCCUCCAGGAAGACUUAUGCUAACCCUAAAGCCAGAACAAAUUAUGGAAUUUUCAAUUUAAGGUUCCAGGGUGCUAAAGUUUGGAAUGAUAUAACUGAUGACAUCAAGCUCCUCUAUCUCCAGCGUCUUAAGAAAAAGCUAAAGUCAAUUCUUAUUGAUAAAUAUUAACUGCAGUUUUAUCAACACCAUAUUUUUUUUGGCUUUCCGUUGUUUAAUAUUGGCAUACUCAGGUUUCUUUUGUUGUCUUUCUUUUUGAACUAGUUUUUUUCCUUUUUUUUGCGUCUGUGUUUUGUGUAGCUGUGUGUAGUGUGUGGUACGUGACCCUUAAUUUAAUCAUUUAUUAAUAACCUAAGUAAGGCUGCCUUAUCUUUUUAGCCCUCAACGGUUAUUAUGGACAGCCUGUACCCUCUCCAUAUUCUAUAGUAAUAUUUUUGUAUCAUGUAAAUCAAUGUAGGGUACAAAUAAAGUUGUUGAUGUUGUUCUCUCGCAAAUACAGUUUCUCGCCCUCACAAUUCUUGCACGUGCUCCAGUACAAAUAUGGAAGUAAUUUAUGCAAAGUCUUCCCGUAAAGGAAGGGUAAAUCUAAACUUCUCGCACAACUCUUCGCCUUGAGACCAGUUAGUGUUCAAACUGUGAAUUGUUUGUCUACUACCCUGACAGGUUUUGACUGGAGACCUUGGUGGCCGUAGCACGUGUUCUGAGUUUACACAGGAGAUCUGCCGGAAGCUUGAAUAGUUUUUUAACGUCUCUGAAUCUGUCCAAGCUGGUUUUGGAGUUCAUCGAUGUGAUUGGACCUAACUUUGAUGGAGCCAUUUUAUCAUUUGGUGAUUAAGUUAUCGUUUUCCACAGAUGUAUUUUUCCGGCCGUAGGUUUUUUCGCCUUUGGAUAUCGAAAUUUCAAUGGCAAAUUUAAAUUUUGUUCUUUCUCGCCACUCUCAAUCCCAAGAUUAUACCUUCAGAAACUGUGAAUUGAAAUAUUUUCUGUUACAACAAGCGAAUGACGUUCUCUCCUUUUCUUCUUAUUUUUGCGUAUUUCAACUGUAAAUUAUCAGAACGUUGCAAAUCGAAGAUGCUCUUAUGACUAGCAACUUAUUUCUAUUAAUGUUCUAAAAUGAUUUGUAAAUUUUAAAAUCAGGCUAGUUUAUUUGCCCGUUGUUACAAAGUGGUCUUAGUUGAUUGACUUUCGGACAUAAUUCCCUUGAGCUGUAAGAUUUAUGUAAGUUCAAUUAGAUUAUUGCAAAUUGUACAUUGAAGUCAUAAAGAGAGAAAGAUAGACGCUGAUUUAUGUUUUCAUGUGUUUGUGUCACCAUACUCACGAUCAGCAAAGGUUUCUCUCCCC